Messenger RNA from Suillus clintonianus, 3426 nucleotides. RefSeq lists its product as uncharacterized. The coding region runs from base 1 to 3426 and encodes 1141 amino acids. Gene Ontology annotation, biological process: proteolysis. NCBI's taxonomy places the organism in Eukaryota, Fungi, Basidiomycota, Agaricomycetes, Boletales, Suillaceae. The transcript is spliced from 15 exons. Gene Ontology annotation, molecular function: cysteine-type peptidase activity. The record is from RefSeq and is a predicted model, not a curated record.
AUGCCGAAUUCUCGCAGCAAUGGAACAACUGAUGAAUCCAGAUCAUCACGUGUUGAAGUUGCCUCUCCCACCUCCCCUCGUUACAAAGCGCCUCCUUCCUGCGAUAAUUUCAUCGCAGAUGAUGGUGUGGAAAUGUCAGUGCCAGAACCAGAAUCGGACUCCAGCCCAGGGGAAGUGCCAUCGAACACCUUGAAACAUCGCAUUUGGCCUGACAGGUCGACUCAAACAUUGUACAACUCGUGGUCAACACUCAUUCCCACUCUCGUCGAAGCCCAACUCCAAUACUCCGCGCGAACGCAUGGCAAACCCUUAGAGAGAAUCCAGAAAGUCGUCUCAGCGUGUAGGACUCUCAGAAGCAUUGAGUUGCCGUUGUUCUUCCCUUCCCCAAGUCCUUAUCCACCAGGCUUGUUCCCAACAGCACCUUCGCAGCCUCGAAUGGCAGUCUCCCUUGAAUUACUAUCCUUCUACCGGACGUUGUUUGAGCGUUCCUGCGACGCAAUUAACGCGCUUACAUACGCUCUCAAGACAUAUUACUCGCGUAGAGGCUUCCGAUUGACAGACUCCAAGGGUGACGAAAUACGAGAACCUUUUCGUCGCGGCCUUGGCCAUGCGGUGCAAUGGUACGACAUUCUGCAAAUUGAAGUUGAGCGCCAAAUCGAAGACCUUCUCGAACGAUGCCGGGAUCAAGUUACACGGUUCGAAGAUGCAUCACCUAUCGUCGAUUCUCAUUCCCAUAGCACUUCCUCACCAUCUUGCAACCCCGCCAUCUCUCAUGACAUAGACCCACCAUCCACCCCCUUCCCGUCGGUGCUACCCCAAGGCCGGUGUUUGUCAAUUCUUGCGCAGCGAUGUCCUGCGUGUUUUGGUGGAAUAUUCCACGGAAAACUGAUUGAGGAAGGCGCUGACAUACAUGUUGCGACUGAUGGAAAACUUCCAUCAACCGGCAUAGGCGCCUCAGCGGGGUUUGUUGAUGAGGCACGCAACCCCCUUGUACCGGAUGAAGCUAUCGACUUGUGUGAAGGUGCUUAUGAAGCAGCUGAUGGGAAGAAACAGAAAGCGGCCAUGGACAAUUCUCCCGGCGAACAGCAAAAAUAUUCCAUCGCGCUUCUCCAACACUUGUUUUCGUUACUGCCUCCCCAGGCUACUGUUACUCUACUAUACGACGUUGGGUGCGUUCUCGCGCGAUCGCUUUCUAAGCAUGAGAUACUUCCUGAAGAUGUGACCAACCGUCUCCGUUUCGCUACCACAGCCAUGCACGCCUACGGGCACGAGUGGGCGUGCAAAAGACUGUGGUCGCGGUUUGUUCGGUUAAUCGGUGUCGAAAGGUCGUCUUCGCGCCAACGUCGGCUAUGGCUGCUUGAUCGUCAGGCAGCUGCAAUCGGACAGGAGAUGCGCAUCGACCUUGGUGAUUGGAUCAAGCGUCGUCUAAGACGUGGUAUCAAGGAUCAAGGAGCGGUGGCACAAGAAACCCUCACUAAAUGUCGAAUCCCUAUCGAAGAACUGCGGUCACAAUGGCUCCAUCAACAGAAAUCACAACUGUCCAUCCGCACUCAUGCACCUGCUCGACUUAAAAAAGAGUUGGACAUUGUCCUCUCUUUACAAACUGACCUCGACACCUCACACAAGGCACUCCAGGCCGCUAAAUCCAUUUUGGGCAAAGAGUCGGCAUCUGACGACACAAUACAAGCUCUUGAGAGUCUUACCAACGGACACGACCGCUUGAUAACCAAGGUGGAAACACUCUACGUGUCGCUUAACAUUCACGACAGGUUUCCUGAGCUCCAGGGCAUCGAUCUAGAGUUUGUUCGAAUAUUGCUGACAGCUCGCGACCUCAAGAUGAACAUACGCAAGCGGGCGAUUGCCAGUUUCUUCGAAUGGGACAAGCUCGAUCGGGCAGUAGGCGGCGCUCAACAAGCCUUAGGAACCAAGCUUCACCAGCAGACGAGGAAGGCCAUAGCCAAACGACAGCCCGCCCUUAUGACCGCCAUCAGAAAGUUCAAUUCAUAUUGCGAGCAGUUGGAAUCUCAUUACGACAUAUCUUCCGGCAUUCCGUUACCAUCACCUCUUCCAACGAAGCUUGCAGACUUGCGCGCUGAUCCCACACUAAUGGAGGAUGUGUGGAUAACCCCUUCAGUUGGUGAGGUACCACGGUGGUUGGAGGAUUCUGAGGUAAGGGAUGGCAUACGCGCGCUUCUCAAGCGUGAUCACUGCCAAGAAGAACGGCUGCGACUUCGCACUGAGGCAGAUAACUUGUGCCGUUUUUUCAGAGCAGAGUUGGCUGCACUCGAACUCGCUAUUCGAUCUUCGGGAAGCGAUCAUUUCACAGCUGCCCUGCAACAGCGCCAGAGCAACUUCCUUCAGACCCAAUCACGCUGGACAAACCCGCUAGCAUCUUCGGCACAGUUCACCGCGCAAGUGAACAAAGCACAACAAACUGUUCUUGGCAUUUCUGGCGACUCUCGGCAUCCUAGCAUCGCCUCGAUCCAUACUACCACAUUGGAAUCUUCGGACUUAGAGGGUGAUGAUGAUCGAACGUUUACUGAUGAAGUACUGCAUGUCGACUCGGACCAAGCCGCCCUCGCAGACCUACUGGAGGGUGAUAUGGGACCCUUAGAUCAUGACGACGCCAACGACACCACAAAUUUUGGCCACAAUGUUGACGUGAAUUUUCUCCAACCAGAUGGGUCUGAGAAUCUUCUAAUCGAUGACUACAAUGUUCCAGCUCGCAAAUCGAACAUUGUUGUGCCUGGCACCUUUACGGCGCGAGUCCGACCUCCUUGUGACGGAUUUCCCCAUCAGAUUUUUGAACCCAAAGACAUUGCCAUUCUCUGUUCCCCCGCAGCGUGUCUCAAUGACAUUUGCAUAAACAGUUGCGCUGUGCUACUCUACUCCGAGCUCAAGGUUCCCAACGUCUCUUGCGCAAUACUCUCCACUCAUGACCUUCCACGUAUCCGAUACAAUGCGCCUGAUGAAGUCAUCUGGCGUCAAUGUUCAUGGACGCAGUACUGGGAGAGAGACAUAUGGGUCCUUCCUAUACAUCGACCCUCCCACGUUGGACAUUGGGUAUUUUGUGCGAUCUACCUGCCCUCUAAGGAGUUUCACCUCUUCGAUAGCCUUGGGGAUCAAAAACCUUGGAAACGCGACGUAAAGGACAUAAUGAAAUUGGUUGGUCGGCUCAUUCUACUGGCACGCAAACAUCACCAUCACCUUCCUGUCGACCUCGAAGGGUGGGUGGCUCGACCACUCAAUAUACAACCUCUUCAAACCAACAGCUAUGACUGUGGCAUCUGGGUUUUAGCUGCAAUCGUUGCUGUGCUUCGUGGGCGGCAUGUCACGGGAGUACGCGAGGCUGACAUUGGUGAUCUGCGUCAUUAUCUUAGCAUGCUCGUACUUUCUCUACCAUUGGAUGUCCAACAAAUGUCUUGA